This is a messenger RNA of Cucumis sativus (cucumber), 1071 nucleotides long. Its product is annotated as centromere protein V. NCBI's taxonomy places the organism in Eukaryota, Viridiplantae, Streptophyta, Magnoliopsida, Cucurbitales, Cucurbitaceae. The record is from RefSeq and is a predicted model, not a curated record. Gene Ontology annotation, molecular function: carbon-sulfur lyase activity. The transcript has 4 exons. Bases 183 to 680 code for a protein of 165 amino acids.
AAAUAUAAUUUCACUUCUAAAAAGAUUACAUUAUAAAACUAUUUUUAUCAAGUUUCCUUGAAAGCCCUUCAUCGGUCGGCGCCGGUUCCCUGAUUCACGGUUACGAACGCCCGUCGGCCACUGAGGUUGAGGAAAACGAAUAAUCAUUCACUAAAAGGAUUGGAAGGUUUGAUUCCUUUUCAAUGGCUUCUGAGUUGGUUGUACAUCAUGGUGGAUGUCACUGCAAGAAAGUAAGAUGGCGAGUUGAAGCACCUGCCAGUGUUGUUGCUUGGGAUUGCAACUGUUCCAACUGCUUCAUGAGGGCCAAUACACAUUUUAUUGUACCUUUGGAACGGUUCAAGCUUUUAGGAGAUUCUAGCAACUUUGUUUCUACCUACACAUUUGGUUCUCACACUGCAAAACAUACCUUCUGCAAAAACUGCGGCAUUACCUCAUUUUACCAUCCACGCUCAAAUCCAGAUGGAGUUGCUAUUACUUUCAAAUGUGUUGAUCCUGGAACUUUGACCCAUAUUGAGGUUAGGCAGUUUGAUGGGAGCAACUGGGAGGCCUCUUGUGAUCAAACAGGCAUUGCUUCAUUGUCAAAGUUGAACAUAAGUUUGUUGCUCGGACAACCCCUUCACGUGCAAACUUCCCCUUGCCGCUCGCUCUUUCCAUUGUCGAUCAGGAUUUCCCAUUACUGAUAAAAAUAGGUGCUACGUCUGGUCGGUAGUGUUUGGGUCGAGCAAGAUCGCACAACGGGCGCACGUGCAGAGACAUUUGAUGUAGAACAUCCUCUUUUCUUGAUGUUUCUUUAAGUUCUUUAGUAUUUCUUGAGCUAAUUCUUGAGUAUCUUGAAUUGUCAUUCUUGUAUUUUAGGAUUAGUCAUCUUUAGUUAAGGCUUGUGUAUCUUGAGUUAGUUAUAAAUAAACUAACUCAACUCCAAGUUAGUUAAGUUCUAAAAUAACUAACUUCUAACAACUCUUGUAAACUUCCCGCCUAUAAAAAGGCUUUUCCUCUCAUUAAUAAAUCAAUCAUCUGAAGUAUAUGGAAACAACUUACUUGAACAUUAAUAGACGAUUCUGAUUCUUCUGA